CAUGUAAUUGACAGUUGAGUCUAAACUGGCUAUAACUCAAACUUUUAACAUUUGCAUUAAAAUUAAUUCAAUUGUUGGUCAAAAUGGAGAGCAAAUCAAUUAAUAUGAAAACAUGGAUUGAAGACAAUAAAGACUAUUUUCUUCCUCCAAUUUGUAACAAAUUAAUGCAUAAUUCACAGCUGAAGGUAUUCUUCGUCGGCGGACCGAAUCAACGCAAAGACUAUCACAUCGAAGAGGGAGAGGAAUUGUUUUAUAUGAUUAAAGGAGACAUGUGUUUGAAAGUCAUAGAAAAAGGCGAACCAAGAGAUGUGAUUAUAAAAGAGGGUCACGUAUUCCUAUUGGGGGCCAAAAUACCUCAUUCUCCGCAACGAUUUGCCGAUACUAUAGGUUUGCAAAAAUUACUGCAAUUAUCUUACAUGUAA
Molecule: messenger RNA, 422 nt
Organism: Medioppia subpectinata
Lineage: Eukaryota; Metazoa; Arthropoda; Arachnida; Sarcoptiformes; Oppiidae
Source: the annotation of a GenBank genome assembly